This is a messenger RNA of Haplochromis burtoni (Burton's mouthbrooder), 6216 nucleotides long. RefSeq names its product protein rapunzel. NCBI's taxonomy places the organism in Eukaryota, Metazoa, Chordata, Actinopteri, Cichliformes, Cichlidae. The record is from RefSeq and is a predicted model, not a curated record. Bases 116 to 1300 code for a protein of 394 amino acids. The transcript is spliced from 3 exons.
CAGCAGUGCAUGAGAGAACCGUGGGAAUUUUCUCAAACUUGAAGGGGGGAAACGUGUCUGCAGCUGUUGGAGCUUAUCAGCCGCGAAGGAGCAGUAGAAGCAUUUCAUUCAGAACAUGACUAAUCCACUGGAGAAGGUUGUUGCCCAGAAGAAGGAGGCCAUUGAGGCAGUGAUGGAUAUGUUUCAGAGGGGGGCCGAGGUGCUGGCCAGUGCUGUGGGUGAGCUCUUUCCUCUUUGCGAGGCUGCUGCUCCUGUCCUGCGUCUGGCCUUAGAUAAUGUUCAGAGCAAAGAGGUCUUCUAUGUCAAAGAACAGUUCCUGACAGUAAAGAACAAACUCGAUGUGCUCUCGAGUCAGCUGGAAGACAUAGACUGUGAGCUCAAGAAGGGAAGACUGGACUCCCAGUAUUUCUUUGUUGAGGAGAACAUUCGGAACCAGUUUAGGAAGUAUAUGGAUAUACUGGAAGCAAAAGAGCAGUUUAGGGAGGUGAAAAAGAGACUUUUUUUGGAGCACUUUGCCAAAACUAGAGGAGAGAAGAACCUGCUUGUGCUCUGUGAUGCUCUCAUGGGGACUAACUGCUUUGGAGAGCCCAUUUUAGAUGUGGUAGAAAGGUAUGUGGCACGGAACCGCCGCCUUCUGGAAGAUUUCUGUGUUCGGAUGAAGGAGCUUCUCUGCUUGGGUCUGAUUGCUCUUCUGGGUCACUGUGCCUUAACACAGGGCCAAGAAGAAGAGCAGGAAAAAAUCCAAGAGUGGAGCAGCAAAAUUGAAGAAGUUGAAUCCAGGAUGAAGUCAGCCAUUGAGUCUUGCAUUGCUGCUUUCCCAGAACAAGCAAAAUUAGACACCGAACGCCUCCUGAAGGAAAACCAUGAAGAGAAUCUUCAGGAUUCAACUCAGCAGCUUUUAGAGUUCUUGGUGAAAAAGUACGACUGGGUCAGCUGGUCAGUGCGGCUGAUCAACCAUUCAAGCAGCACCUAUCGAAACUGGCGAGCAGGGGAGCAUUUUCACCAUGUGGCAGGGCAGAACUGGUUCGAGGUGCUCCAGGUGAACAACAUCAACCUGGUGGUGUCCUACAGCACCAAACCGCAGCCUGUGCCCCACGACUGUAUCAGGCAGGUGAUGGAGGGUCAGGGGAAGAAGGGAAAUGCCCCAGCUGUGGUGGAGGUGUUGGAGAAGCAGCUGUGCGGGUUUGUUGUUCAUGCAGUCAGUCGUCACAAGGAGUCCGCGGCUGCGUGGAGCUUUCCGGAAGACUGUCAUUACUGGGAGAGGCACAAGAAUGUGGCUGUGUGUGUGCACUCGGAGUAAAGCUGCUAGAUAAUCCAGGUUUUAAGAUUUUAAGGCAGAAAGGUUUAUCCGAAUGAAGACACUUAACAUUUUUGUUGCUGAAGGAAAAAUUGAUGAUACUCGGCAUUGAUCGUCAGAUAAUUUAUAUUAACACCGAUCACACAAACGAAGCAUUUUCAGGUAUUAAGCCCAGACCUAAUGCAUUAGUCGUGUGGGGAGAUUUACUCAUAUUCUUGCUGAUUAUUUCCAGUCGAUUUACACAUUAAAGAAUACGUUUAAGGGGUGAAUAGAUAAAAAAAUUAAGUUGAAAAUAUUACAAAACACUUUUGUUGGCAAAUAAUUAUGUUGCUUCUAUGCAAACUGAAAUGUAUAGCGUCUCUGACUGAAACUACAUUUAAUACAACAAUUCUUUUAGUUUCAGCUGUAGGGUUUGUUUGUAGUGACAGCGGACUGAAUCAAACUGACACUGUUGCACUUAUUUUUAACAUUCAUUUUGUGAAUGGAAGGUUUAAUAAAUGUGAAAGAUUUCAGAAUGCAGCUUAUGUUUUAAAAUCUUCCUUUUUAGUCUAGAGGUGUUUUUUUCUGAAUGAGUUAUGCCAUAGUUUUACAGUAAAGCCCUUUUGAGAACAGAAUUGAUUUGACACUCCUACAUUAGAGCUACACAUGACUGGAUCGGUGCUCUGCGUACGCCAUCACCCAAACCGACACGUUAGAAUCAAUAUUGGAAAACAUCCGAUCAAUGCAGCUCGUUCAGAAAACUUGGUUUCACGUUUUAAUGUUUUGUUAAAAUAUUGUAACCACAAAUGCACUUGCAGAGCUGCGCGAGCUCUUAGAUACUCUCGGAUAUUUUCUACAUAAACGUAGUUAUAGCUCUUUAAAAUCACUUGCAUAUUACAAACUGUAUUGCUACAUGUCUAUCCAUAAUGCUAACAGUUUACUUCAAAAGCAUUUUACCUCAGCUGCAUGCAGUAAUAACACCGUCUCCCUUGAGAAACGGCUUCUCUACCUACUUACAGCUUUCAGGAGAUGGUUUUGCUGAGGCUGCAUCUACAGCUCUCUGCUCCCUUUUUGUCCGUGCUCAGCAGGCUGGCCUACAUAACCCUGACAGGGAGCGGGGAGGUUACUUUUUCAGGCGUGAAAAACAAGAGGCUUGGAGGUUGGAAACACGACAAUGUGCCUUGUGUUCUAAACACAGUGAAAGCCCUCGAUGUCGAACCAGACGCGCACUGCUGACCAGUGCUCUGCCUAAAAAUAAUAACACGAGUUAACUGCUUCACAUAGGAUCUUUAUGUUUUAUGCAUCAUUUCACCUAUCUCAGUGCAAUUUACUUCACCUGUUAGGUAUUCUUCCUGACAUUAAAUAUUCAGUUGUUUUGUCUGAAAUUUAAAAAUCAACCAAAGAUUUUCCCAGGAAAUUUUUAUGAACUCAGUUUUUUAUUAAAUCCACAGCAUUUAGAUAAAAACUAUUGCUUGCUUAAACUGCAUCUGCUUUGUUACUCAUACCAAACCAUCUUAACAAAAUUAGUGGAUAAUGAAUGGCUAGCAUGUCUUUUUAUGCUUUAUGAUAAUUAAUGAGUAAAAACAAAAAGCAAAUGGAUGUGUAAACACGUGUAAUCUAAUAUCUGUCUCCUUUUUCUUGUAUAAAUGUGAUUUAUGUAGCACUGUCAGUGCCUGUGCCCAUUAAACCGAAGCAGUGCACCCUCAGCAACACAGACUCUGGCUAAUUUAAUUGAUAUUUACACAUAAGUCAGCAUUUCCUGACUGCAGCUCUGCUUUGAUAGACCAUGAAUAACCUUUGGCUGAGCUAAUAUCCUGCAGACGAGCAGCAAAGUGCUUGACUUAGCAGGAUGGUAUCAGUCAUAAUGCUCAGAGUAGGUGCAGCGCGGGUGGAGAUGCCCUUCAUGUCAUAUCUCAGUGGAUCUGCAGGGUCUUUAGCUGCUCGGCUUGUGUGUCGUAAAUCAAGCCUGUCAGAAUCCAUCAAGCGCUGUUCCUAAGACCCAGUGCAGUGCAGCAGGAAGUAGACUGUGUUCAAAGGAAAACAACUGAUAAUUCAGCUGAUCAAAUUGAUGUAUAUAAAAAAAGCUAAUUAAAAAAUUACGCAUAGAAAAGCCUAAUUAAAACUAUUUCAGAGACUGUUAGGGUGCAGACUGUGGGGGAGGAAACAUCAGACAAGAUCAGAACUAACAUAAAAUCAAAAAUAAGUCAAGUUUCUCCCCUCAACAAAAAAAUUAAAUAAAAAGUAAAAAAAAGUAAAAGUAAAGUAGAGACAGACGAGGACUCCAAUGUGACCUAUGUAAGAGGAUUCAAUUCUGUGAUGAGUGUUUUUCCCAACAUCAGGGCUUCAUGAAGUCAACAUGAAGAAACUUAAUCAUUUAUUAAGUUGAAUUGUAUAGAAAUUGAUAAUUAAUUGAUCAUAGUGUGCAAUGUGUGUUGCACUUCAGAUUUACUAUUUUUUUGUUAUUCUAAUAACAACAGCCACAUUCCUUAUUUUGUUCAUAUAAGAUAAGAUAAAACUUUAUAUCUCUAAGACCGGUAGAUGAGGUCUAGGCUGAAUGCUGUGAUCCUUUUCCACUGGUGGAAAUCCUGAUUGGAUGCAAGAGUAAAAGAGCUUGACCAGUCUUCUCCAAAGCUUUGAACAUUUCUCAAAUUAAUUAGUAAACCAGCACUUUAUUUGUCCUAAAACAAAAAAGUAAUCUGACACAUAAUCUAUCAUUACAUUUCUAAUUGGCAUUUUAGGAAAGAAGAUUAAGAGGUUUUAAUAAGCAGUUUAUUAAAGUUGAACAGUUUCCCUCAGUUUCCCCCUGUUUGAACCCUAAAUGCUACCCUAAAGAAAACCGUCUCGAGACUGUAGCUUCAUAUUUACCCUGCAGCAGUGGUAUGUGUAUUUCUGAACACUGGAAAGUGCCGCACUAGCAUUCAGUCUUUAACCUCCUAGAACCUGGCCUCCACAUAUGGGGACAUCACAUUUUGGAUUGUCUCGACCAUAAUACCAAAUUUUUCUCUUUCAAAUGAGCCAUAUUGCUGAAAGGGGCACAAUUGUUGUUUCUCAUUAAAGAGUUUUGCAUAUCUUUACUUAGUUGUGCCAAAUAACAAAGAGAAAUUAAAAAUGCAUGCCAUUAAAGAGUUCAGGUCUUAGGGGGUUAAGCUAAGAUGUUAAGCUUGGAAGUGGUAUCGACUUAAUUUUUAAACUUUAAGUAAAACAAACAAACAGAAAAAACAGGUUUUAGAUUGGGAUUGUUUCUUGUUGGGCACAUCUUGUACCUGUCACCGGUCUAAGAUCUGCAGUCGUCAUUUAAUAUGGAUGAGAACUCAACUAUAAAUAGCCUUAAACCACAAACGUCUUCACUCUAAAUCAAAAUGCUGGAGAACAAAAACAAAACAAAGGAAAACAUAUCACAGACUUCCCCGUGAUGCUAAACACUCCACCUGCUACCUCGCUGGCACAAAGCCUUUUUUGUCAUUACAAAUCCCAGACAGGUGACUAACUGUUUUACCACCUUUGAUCUGGCGCUGAAAAAACAGAAAAUGUGGAGCAGACGGGCGGAUGGGUGUGCCAGACAACAGUGCAGCCCUCAAACACUCACAGACACAGAACCAGUCUCUGUGUGCAGACCACUGAAACGACAACACACAAUAAAACAAACAACAAGCUUGCUAACGUUACACCUGUGCCUGCUGACAGUUAGGGGGUUAGGGUUAGACCGGUUUGUCUGUUGUUAUUGUGCUCAAUUUAAAUUUAAAAUAAUCCAGUCAUGUUAUAUUCCCUUUUUUGUUGUUUUCCUCUAUGGUGGCUGGAUUUGGAUGUUAAAAUUAACAUGACCACCAGCAGUAUUUAACAUUUCCUUGGUUUUCUCCCCUGUGGAGAAAUGGAAAGCAGAUGCAGCCGGCACUGUAAGGCAGUGGAUUCAUUAGUGGUUGUGUGGGCUUUGCCUGGGUAACAACUAUUGAUCCAAGAGGCUCUUCUCCUGCAUAAAAGGCUCUUGCUGUGGUAAACAGUCAAUCCUAGCUGUCAUUAUGUGGAAGACGGAAAGCAUCUGUUUACUGACCAGCUGGCAUCUUGCAGCAGUCAGACUUGUAGUGUUUGUGGUUGAAAGGAGGUUAACGCAAGAUUUUAAGAAUGAAAGAGUGAAACAUGGCAGGGAAAUGGUGGUACUAGCGGUGGUUUGCAGACAGAGGGCGCUAUCAGCAAACAGAUCUGAGGGUAACUGUUCCAAAAGCAGUCUGUUGCUGCCACGAUUUCAAAUAAAUUGCUUUUUCACCCAUUUGUCGUUGUCCAUUUACAGUUCAAAGUUUUUCUGUUUCAGUAUCUGGUGAACAUUUCAUUUCUCUCACCAUUUUAAACUGACUUUUACAAUUUGAGAUUAAAGUCGUCAUGGAUGAUGACCCAAAGCCCAGCCUUAACGCCAUGCUUUGGAAGCUUGUACUAAAUUAUGCAAGUCAGUUACAAUGAUUGCCCAGACUUUAGACCCCCCCCCCUUUUUUUUCGAAGAAAAACAACCAAACUACAUGUUCAGUUAGCAUCACAGAUGAUGACUUAUAGCAGGGCUCACAGGGUUAAGAGGAAACAUUUGCAGACAUUUCCCUUUUCUCUGCUGCUCCUACAGGCUGUGACUCAUAAAGGGACUUUUUAACAGCGGAAAGAUGACUUUAUAAAACAAAAAACCUUCAUGGCGAAAUUCCGGAAAUAAUAAUUCUAGAAACUUGAAAAUCAGUUUACAAACCUCCCUUAACAAAAACUCUUCCCAGCAUCCUCUAACACAGUCCUUUCCAUCAGGCUGACUUUCCUCAUCUCCAAGAGGAGAUACCAGCCAAUAUCAAUAUUUCAUAAACAAAUGAAAGACUGGAUGGAGGCUAACAUCAGGCUGUCCCUGGAGGAGACAGUCAAUCGAUGGAUGGUAGGAUAGCGCUGUGAGGCGGUGUCUGCCAAUCCUGUCCACG